AUGACAAGAUCGGGUCUACAACAAGAUGUGAUAAAUCUAUAUCGACAAGGUCUGCGAAACGCAAUGUCCAAACCGGCAGAAGCAAGACCUAAUUUCAUGCUACAUUUGAGAUACAAUUUCCGUCAUCCAAAAUUACGACAGAGGGAUUAUACAGCUAUUGAGCAUCAGCUUCGAAAGAUGUCAAGAACACUCGAGAUGUUAUCUGAGCCAUCGACACAACGUAUAUCGAUAUCACCAGAAUGGAAAGAUUGGUGGAAUGAUGAGAUAGAUAAAACACGUACCCGUCCUGUGUCUACUUCCAGUUCAAUAACGUCAAGUAGCGUCAAGAGGGGGAAUGAGGCCAAGGAGGAAAAGAAGGAAGAAAUUGUGAAAAAGGAUGAUGAAGGUAGAGAUAGAGAUCAAUGGGCUGGUACUUUACCUGGUCAUGGAGGGACAUGA
Messenger RNA from Kwoniella shivajii, 438 nucleotides. RefSeq lists its product as uncharacterized. The transcript is spliced from 4 exons. Lineage: Eukaryota; Fungi; Basidiomycota; Tremellomycetes; Tremellales; Cryptococcaceae. The record is from RefSeq and is a predicted model, not a curated record. Gene Ontology annotation, cellular component: mitochondrion. Bases 1 to 438 code for a protein of 145 amino acids. Gene Ontology annotation, biological process: mitochondrial respiratory chain complex II assembly.